AGUCACAUGAGAAUCAGAUCCAAGAUGGCGACAACUCAGUCUAAUUUAACUAAUGGUCGAAUAAACGUGGGUCUUCUACGAGAAUGCAGCCGUAGAGAGCUUCUUGAGUGCUUGGACAAGCACCCUGGUAGUAAGGCUUUGGUUUGGGAUGACAAACUGACUGGUCCCUUUGGACUGAUUGCCGAAUACCAACUUCUUAAGGAACAUGAAGUUGACAAGAUGUUCCCUUUGCGUCCUGGUAAACUUCCUCCAAGUCAAGUGGUUAACAUCAUAUUCAUCACUAGACCUGUGCCAUCACAGAUGGAUAUUAUUGCUGAUAACAUUCUAAAAGAAGAGGAUAAAGGAAUCAAGAAAGACUUCCAUAUCAUGUUUGUCCCAAGAAAAACAAUCCUAUGUGAGAGACGAUUGCAGGAGAGAGGUGUCUUAUAUGCAAACAUUGAGGAGUACCCCUUAGAUCUCAUACCACUAGACAAUGAUUUGUUGUCCCUUGAGAUGGAUUCUUGUUUCAAGGAAUGCUACAUUGACAACGACUUCACAUCACUCUACUAUGUUGCCAACUCACUGAUGGGCUUGCAGCUAUUGUAUGGCACCAUACCAAAGAUCUACAGCAAAGGAGAAAUGGCAAAGCGUGUGCUCGAUAUGGUCAUGCGAAAGAAAAGAGAAAUGGCAGACACUGAGAAUCAACUACCACCACAGAUAGAUACAGUACUGUUACUAGACCGAGCAGUGGACCUAUUGACACCUUUAUUUACGCAGCUCACUUACGAAGGGCUGAUAGAUGAAUUCUAUAAUAUACAGAACACUACAGCAAAAUUUCCUCCAGAAAACUUUCCCAAACCAGAAGAGAAAGGCCCCAGCACUUCCCAGCAGCCACCAGGACCCAAAAAAGUUGUCCUCAACUCUGGCGAUGAGCUUUUCUCAGAUAUCCGUGACUCAAACUUUUCAGCUGUUGGUCUUCAAUUGAGCAGACGAGCCAAGCAGAUUAGUGCUGCGUUUGAGGAGCACAAAACAGCAAAAACAGUAGGAGAAAUGAAACAAUACGUCCAAAGGCUUCCAUACAUGCAGAAAGCUAAGGCCUCCUUGGCUAUACAUAUGUCUAUAGCUGAACUGCUCAAGGAAAAAACAGACGAUGAAGAGUUUCGAGAAGAUAUUCGACUUGAACAGGAAUUUGCGCAGGGCUUGGACACAGACAAGAUUAACCCUUACAUAGAGAAAUACAUCGCUUUGAAAAAACCACUUAAUAAGGUGUUACGUCUAAUGUGCAUUCAGUGUUUAACAAACAACGGUUUCAAGCCUAAGAUGCUCGAGUACUACUUUCGUGAAAUCAUACAGACAUACGGGUUUGAUCACUUGUAUCGAACACUGACGCCAUUACAGACCGCUGGUCUCCUCAGACAACAGGGAGCCCGCACUUACACAGCUAUGCGCAAAUCCAUCAAGCUAUUCGUUGAGGAUGUGCGAGAACAGAAUCCUGACGACAUUGCCUACGUGUAUUCUGGUUACGCACCGCUUAGUGUUCGUUUGGCUCAGUUUCUGUCCAGACCACAGGGAUGGAGAGGACUGGAAGAGGUAUUGAGAUUGUUACCAGGACCCACCAUUGAAGAACGACAGCCUUUACCACCCGGCCUACAGAAACGUUCUUCUGCGCCAGCUGAUAGUAAUGUUGGUAGCCCCCCUAAAGUAACACUAGUCUAUUUUAUCGGCGGGUGUACUUAUGCUGAAGUGGCUGCAUUACGAUUUCUAUCACAGCUGGACAACAGUCCAACAGACUUCAUCAUCGCCACGACAAAGAUGAUCAAUGGUUCUUCGUGGAUUGAAUCAAUGAUGGAAGAUACAGUGCCGUUGGAAUCGAAUCCUUUUUCUUAGACUGCAAGGUUACAUUAGGAUUAAAAUAAUAAAUGGCCUCCCUGUGGUAAUAGUAAGGAAAAUAUACACAGGUAUACCAACGGCAUAAAAACCAUUAUACAGGUUGGCCGAGGAAAGUGUAAUAGUGUUUAUUUGAUAACAGGUGUAUGUGUAAUCAAAUUGCCACUGUAUGCUUCAUCUUUGCGACUAAAACCAUUCCUACUAACAUA
Messenger RNA from Actinia tenebrosa (Australian red waratah sea anemone), 2075 nucleotides. Its product is annotated as vacuolar protein sorting-associated protein 33A. NCBI's taxonomy places the organism in Eukaryota, Metazoa, Cnidaria, Anthozoa, Actiniaria, Actiniidae. The record is from RefSeq and is a predicted model, not a curated record. Gene Ontology annotation, biological process: vesicle-mediated transport.